AUGGCAGAUCCAAUCUCAAUCAUUGGUCUUGUCGGCCAAGCUGCCCAUCUUCUCAGCCGCUUGUAUGAUUACGUGCAGACAGUGCGAUCAGCUAAAAAGGAGGUAUACGAGUUGUACACGGAGAUUCUGGCCCUGAAAGGAAUUCUGGAGCAGAUCAAUCAGCGACAGCCAGCUGCACAGGAAGGCAAUGUAGGCGAGUGGGCUCUGGAAUCGUCUCAGCAGUACAAAGAUACGUUGGGUGCGACGAGCGUACUUUUAAAGUCCAUGCUGGAAGAUUUGACACCAAGAAAGGACUCGAAGCUGGCGAGUCUUACGUGGGCAAGACACAAGUCAUCUGUUCUGGAACAGACCACGAAGGUGGAGAGAGCAAAGAGUUUCUUUGUUCUGGUACUGAUGAAUGAUGCUUCUGUGUCACAGCAAGAUAUUGUGGCACUUGUGAAGGGCAUUUCGACUUCCCUUGCACUUGAUCGCCAGGAAAGGGAGCAGGAGAAGGCGUAUGACAAGAUCAGAGCAUGGCUCGCACCGUUCAAUCCCGAUUCUCUACACGCGAAAGCAGGAGGAAAUCAACAGCCUGGCACGGGAUCCUGGUUUCUCAACGGCCCAUUCUCCAUGUGGCUUCAUGGUAGAGAUGAUCAGUUCCGAGAGUGGUGUGCACAAGAGCGUGAGGCUGCGAAAAGGUUGAAGAAUGGUCCUGAGCCAACUUGGGGAAGUCAGACGCGACAUCCGAUGGACGAGGAUGCUCGUUUCUUGUUUCUUGCAGGCCCAUCAGGUUUCGGGAAGACUGUUCUGUGUGCUUCGGCCGUGAAGAUGGCAAAAGAGGCUCCAGGAGCCAGGGAUUGCACGGCUUACUACUACUUUUCGGCCAGUUAUCCAAACUCCCAAUCUCCCAAUGCGAUGCUGGGCUCUGUCCUAUCACAGCUAUGCAGGCAGGAUGACUCUGUACUCGCUGUGCUUCGAUCAGAGUGCGAUCGAGGUGACGUACUGGAUGAGAAGCUGCUGAUCCAGCACAUAGCUCAGUGUUGCAAUUCCAUGUCGGAAUCAUAUAUAUUUGUCGAUGCCAUCAACGAGUCAACAAUCACAAAAAAUGUCCUUGUCUCCCUCUAUCGGAUCAUGUCGCAAGCUAAAAGUGUACGAAUCUUUGUUACUAGCACCGAGUACAUGGUCCGUCUGUCGGUUUACAUCCAAGAGGUCCAAGCGAAUGUGUACCUGAGACCAGCACACAUUAACGAAGACAUACGGGCCUACGCCAUGCAAAGACUGGAAAUGGAUGAGCCCACAUGCUUCCUAUCUAGCGCAAGGAAAGAACAGCUUGCGACAUCGCUUGUGACCCAAGCUGAAGGAGUAUUCAGAUACGCUGCUUGCCAACUUGACUCAUACUCCCGCAUGCACACGGGUAGAGAGGUAAUAAGAGCAAUGAACAAGAUGCCAGAAGAUCUGUUCAAGGUCUACGCUGAAAGCUUAAGUCAAGUGCCCCGCCAAGAUCGAGAUUUGGUCCGGGAAGCAUUGCUCUGGGUCAUGAACGUAAAGCAGCCACUUACCUUGGGAGCAUUGGCUGAGGCGGUCGUGCUUGAGCUCGAAGACACGUACAUGGAUGCAGAAUUAAGGCUGGCAAAUCCACGAGAGAUCCUGACCAUGUGUCACGGCUUGCUUGACCAUGAUCAAGAAACUGCCCAAGUUUUCCUCAGUCACGCGACGAUUCGUGACUUCCUCUCCUCUGUCCCCGAAGACAAUGUGGAUGUGUGGUAUCGCCCAAACACGGAUUCGGUGGGCGAAAACGACAGGCGGAUAUUUGACAAGUGUAUGACAUACCUAAUGUUCGACGACUUUGCAAACGUCUGCGCCGAUAUGGCUGAACUCAAUGCGCGAAGAGACCGCUACCCUCUCCUUGACUAUGCUGUGCAAGCUUGGCCAGUCCACUAUCCAAGAGAUGACGCAGCUCUAGCUUCCGUAAUACGUUUGUUCGCAAGUCGCACCAAGAAUGGCGGCAACUACGCAACGUGGGUACAAACUCUGAUCAAUGACGUUCCGCCCAAGGUGGCACUCUUGACAGAGCCUCUCUAUUACGCCGCGUCGUUCGGUCUCCUUCCUGUCGUUGAGCAUCUUGUCGCAACAGGCUCAUCCAUCGACCUACCAGGAGGCCGCGCGCUUGCCCCUCCACUACAAGUAGCUGUAUUCCGUGACAACACACGUGUUGUGGAGUUUCUCCUGAAGAACGGCGCUGACCCUAACUCGAAGAAUGCCGAUGGUCUCACUAAUAUGGAAUGUGCCAGGCUGAGGGACAAUUGGCAAGUAGAGUACUUGCUUCAAAAACAUGGUGCAGCCGAACCGGACGAAAAUAAAGCACCAGAUCCAAUGGGCAGAGCGUUCGACAGAUGGGCGAAGUGCUGCCAGUGUGGAGGAGACUUCGUUUGGGGCAGCGCCAUGUACGGAGCAUGCGGGAUGUGUACACAUAAGAUGUGUGUUGACUGUCGAAAUGUUGCUAAAAAACGAUGA
Messenger RNA from Cadophora gregata, 2493 nucleotides. RefSeq lists its product as uncharacterized. The record is from RefSeq and is a predicted model, not a curated record. The transcript is spliced from 2 exons. Gene Ontology annotation, molecular function: protein binding. Lineage: Eukaryota; Fungi; Ascomycota; Leotiomycetes; Helotiales; Ploettnerulaceae. The coding region runs from base 1 to 2493 and encodes 830 amino acids.